UCCUAUGAAAGAAAAUAAUGCCCAGGACAAUUUGCAGGCAGAUGAAUUAAGUGUAGAAGAAGGCAUUAGUUUGCAGCUUUUGAUUUUUGAACAAUUCUGAUCAUUGUCCCGGGAGCUGAACAAGAAAGAUAAGCAUGAAAGCUUUUCUACCAUCCGCCAUUUUCCUGAUUUCAGUCGUAUCUGUUUUUACACUGGUGUUCCAAAUUUUACUACUUCUGCAGAGGAAUAAUCAUACGGGUUUCAAUUUUUUGAACACGUCAGAAUCAUGUGUCCAAAAUUCUUAUAAGGAAACUUACAACGAUUAUCUAGAUAAGCCAUCAGUGGAUCUGACCAAGCUUCAAAGAAAAUGGAGAGACGACGCCCAAAUAUUCAAGAACGCCAGCAACCAAAAAAGGUUUUUAACAAUUGGUAUACCCACCGUUAAACGAGGGAAGGACGAAUACAUUCUGAACACCGUCCAGUCCAUUGUAAACUGUACCACAGAGAAGGAACUCGCCGAAAUCUAUAUCGUAGUUUUCUUGGCCGAUUUUGAUGCAAAAUGGAAGGAGGGAAUUAGUCGGCAAUUGCGUGAAAUGUUUGAAAAGAUCAUUUCGCUGGGAACUCUACAUGUGAUUCAGGCAUGGGAGUCAUUCUAUCCGCAGUUAGAUAAUCUGACACAUACAUUUGAGGAUCCAAAAAUAAAAAAGAAAUGGCGUGCGAAACAAAACGUGGAUUAUGCGUUUUUGUUUUUGUAUAGCGAGACUCUAGCACAGUAUUAUAUUCAAAUGGAGGAUGAUAUUUAUACCAUACCGGGAUACUUACAAGCCAUAAAAGACUAUAUUUCAAAAUUUAAGGAACAUUGGGUCUGUUUAGAGUUCUCUGAGCUUGGUUUUAUAGGUAAACUCUACCACUCUUAUGAUAUAAACAAACUGGCAAAAAUGGUGCUUUUGUUUUAUGCACAACAACCGUGUGAUGUGACGUAUUUGAAUUUCAAUACACAGAUGUUGCAAUUUAAGAGACACAUAAGCCGACCGACCAUAUUUGAACACGUAGGAUACCAUUCUUCACUGCCAGGAAAAGUGCAACCUUUAAAAGACCGUUUCUUCCAAUCAUAUCCCAAAACAUUGAAAGGGGACAACCCCCCCGCCAGUGUUUAUACGAGCAUGCCUUUUGAAGGGUAUUUUAACCCUGAUAACUGCUAUAGUAGAGAAAAUGGUAUUUUCUGGAGCACUAGAUCUGGCAAAGCUAACGAUUGGUUCACAGUAGCAUUCAGUGUACCACAAAUGGUAAACAAAAUAGAGAUAGAUACAGGAUUGCAUAUUUACCCACAAGAUAAAAUCCACCACGCAAAGCUUGAAGCAAGUUUAGCUUCCCAGGCUAAAGGACCGGGAAAACCAGAGUGUAGUUCGAACAAACUGCUGGGGUAUUUCGAUGAUGGUAAUAUAAAAGUAGACAAUGUUCAAUCUAUUACUGGUCAUCGGAGAAUACACUGUCUGAGUAUCAUUCUGACCAACAAACAAGAGACGUGGGUGAUAGUGAGAGAAAUAGCAGUAUUUGUAGUCCAUAAAUGACAAAGGCAUGUUUUAAAGA
Molecule: messenger RNA, 1569 nt
Organism: Magallana angulata
Lineage: Eukaryota; Metazoa; Mollusca; Bivalvia; Ostreida; Ostreidae
Product: alpha-1,3-mannosyl-glycoprotein 4-beta-N-acetylglucosaminyltransferase C-like
Exons: 4
Coding region: 135-1550 (471 amino acids)
Biological process (GO): protein N-linked glycosylation
Molecular function (GO): acetylglucosaminyltransferase activity
Source: RefSeq, a predicted model, not a curated record